AACAUCUGCAUGAUUGUGUGCAUGUGCAUCAUCACCAGAGGGCGCAUGCACUGGACGUGAGGACUGCUGUACUGAUCCAUUACAAUAAUACGGACAUGUCUUUAUUCUGUACCAUUGAACUCGGGAAGACAGUAUAGACUAUAGAUCUUGCAGUAACCAGCACAUGGAUGUUUUCGUCUGAAUGCAGCGCUCGUGCUGCGUGCUAAUCACAUGCAUCUGUGUUCCUUCUGCAAUACACGAGAAAGACCAGGAAGCCAAAGGACUCCAUACAGGAUUAAUGUCCAAUACAAAACACCGUGUAUGAGUGUUAUUUUAUAGCUCCACUGAAGGCCAGUCCAGAUGGCUUUCAUGUCCAGACUGUCCCGGUCACGGAGUAAUUCCAGAUCUCCCAGCAGAAAGGACUCAGAGAAAGGCUGUCCUGUACUAACUGUUGCUGAACUAGAGCGUCUGUUGUACACUGGGAAAACCGCCUGUAAUCAUGCAGAUGAAGUGUGGCCAAGACUCUACAUAGGUGACCAAGAAAUUGCCUCAAACCGCAAAGAACUCAUCAAGCUUGGGAUCACGCACAUCCUCAACUGUGCUCAGAGCAAAUGGAGAGGUGGUGCAGAGUGUUACGCUGGCAUGAACAUCACGUAUCACGGCAUUGAAGCCCACGACUCGCCCUCCUUCGACAUGAGUGUCAACUUCUACCCAGCGGCCGAGUUCAUUCACAGAGCCCUUAGUACUGGAGGUCAGUUCAUAAGCGGCCUUUUUCUUUCAACCUGA
This is a messenger RNA of Sinocyclocheilus grahami, 765 nucleotides long. Its product is annotated as dual specificity protein phosphatase 26-like. Gene Ontology annotation, molecular function: protein tyrosine/serine/threonine phosphatase activity; MAP kinase phosphatase activity. Gene Ontology annotation, biological process: negative regulation of MAPK cascade; protein dephosphorylation. The transcript has 3 exons. The coding region runs from base 340 to 765 and encodes 141 amino acids. Lineage: Eukaryota; Metazoa; Chordata; Actinopteri; Cypriniformes; Cyprinidae. The record is from RefSeq and is a predicted model, not a curated record. Gene Ontology annotation, cellular component: cytoplasm.